This is a messenger RNA of Balaenoptera ricei (Rice's whale), 5330 nucleotides long. RefSeq names its product solute carrier family 26 member 7 (gene SLC26A7). Gene Ontology annotation, biological process: transmembrane transport. Gene Ontology annotation, molecular function: oxalate transmembrane transporter activity; bicarbonate transmembrane transporter activity; chloride transmembrane transporter activity. Lineage: Eukaryota; Metazoa; Chordata; Mammalia; Artiodactyla; Balaenopteridae. The record is from RefSeq and is a predicted model, not a curated record. Gene Ontology annotation, cellular component: membrane. Bases 340 to 2310 code for a protein of 656 amino acids. The transcript is spliced from 18 exons.
GAGAACUCUACACCAACUUAACACUGAAUCAUUACUUUUCCAAGAUGAGAAAAAUAUUAUACUAACAGGGACCAUUUCUCCAUCUCAUUCAAAUAAGAAUUCAAGGUUUUAAUCUGUAUCUUUCAUCUAGCAUAAUUAGCUGUACCAUAAUAACACAUACAGCCUGGCUGCAUAUAUUUAAGUGCUGUCUCUCUCCCUCUUUCUUUUAUUGAUUUAUUUUCUGGAUUGCUUUGACAUUGUAAACCACAGACGAGUUGGAGCCUGGCAUUGAAAGGAGGUGUUCUGCAACGAUUUUUUUCUUGUUUAAAGAAGUUUACUUCUACAAGAGGUAAUCUGAAAAUGACAGAGGCAAAGAGAAAAAAGAAAAGUGUGCUCUGGAGCAAGAUGCAUAUGCCCCAUUGUGAAGACUUUAAACAGUGGUGUAGAAGGCGGCUACCUAUUUUGGAAUGGGCAACACAUUACAAUCUGAAAGAAAAUUUGCUUCCAGACGCUGUGUCUGGGAUAAUGCUGGCAGUUCAACAGGUGACACAAGGGUUGGCCUUUGCUAUUCUCUCAUCUGUGCACCCCGUGUUUGGUUUGUAUGGGUCUCUGUUUCCUGCCAUCAUUUACGCCAUAUUUGGAAUGGGACGUCAUGUUGCCACAGGCACGUUUGCCUUGACAUCCUUAAUAUCAGCUAAUGCAGUGGAACGGCUUGUCCCUCUGAACAGUCAGAACCUUACCACACAGAGUAACACAAGUGUGCUGGGCUUAUCUGACUUUGAGAUGCAAAGGAUUGGUGUUGCUGCAGCUGUUUCCUUCUUGGGAGGUGUGAUUCAGGUGGCCAUGUUUGUGCUACAACUGGGUAGUGCCACAUUCCUGCUUACAGAGCCUGUGAUCAGUGCGAUGACAACUGGGGCUGCCACCCAUGUCGUGACUUCACAAGUCAAAUAUCUCUUGGGAAUGAAAAUGCCAUAUAUAUCUGGACCACUUGGAUUCUUUUAUAUCUAUGCAUAUGUCUUUGAAAACAUCAAGUCUGUGCGACUGGAAGCACUGCUCUUAUCCUUGCUGAGCAUCGUGGUGCUUGUUCUGGUUAAAGAGCUGAAUGAACAGUUUAAAAGGAAAAUUAAAAUUGUUCUUCCUGUUGACUUAGUCUUGAUUAUUGCUGCAUCAUUUACUUGUUAUUGUACCAAUAUGGAAAACACAUAUGGAUUAGAAGUAGUUGGUCAUAUUCCAAAAGGCAUUCCUCCACCUAGAGCUCCCCCAAUGAACAUCCUCUCUGCAGUAAUCACUGAAGCUUUUGGAGUGGCACUUGUAGGCUAUGUGGCCUCACUGGCUCUUGCUCAAGGAUCUGCCAAAAAAUUCAAAUAUUCAGUUGAUGACAACCAGGAAUUUUUGGCCCAUGGCCUCAGCAAUGUGAUUCCUUCAUUUUUCUUCUGCAUACCAAGUGCUGCUGCCAUGGGAAGGACUGCUGUCCUAUAUAGCACAGGAGCAAAGACACAGGUGGCUUGUCUAAUAUCUUGCAUUUUCAUCCUGAUAGUCAUCUAUGCAAUAGGACCCUUGCUUUACUGGCUGCCCAUGUGUGUUCUUGCAAGUAUUAUUGUUGUGGGACUGAAGGGAAUGCUAAUACAAUUUCGGGAUUUAAAAAAAUAUUGGAAUGUGGAUAAAAUUGAUUGGGGCAUAUGGGUCAGUACAUAUAUAUUUACAAUAUGCUUUGCUGCCAAUGUGGGGCUGCUGUUUGGUGUUGUGUGUACCAUAGCUAUUGUGAUUGGUCGUUUCCCAAGAGCAAAGACUCUGAGUAUAAAAAAUAUGAAAGAAAUGGAAUUUAAAGUGAAGACAGAAAUGGAUGAUGAAACCCUGCAGCAGGUGAAAAUUAUCUCAAUAAACAACCCACUUGUUUUUCUGAAUGUAAAGAAGUUUCAUGCUGAUCUAAUGAACAUAAUCCAAAAAGAAAAUGCCAGCAACCAGCCACUUGAUGAAAUCAGCAAGUGUGAACAAAACACAUUGCUCAAUUCUCUAUCCAAUGGCAUUUGCAAUGAAGAAGCAACACAACCCUGCCUGAAUCAGAAGUGUUCUUUAAUCCUAGAUUGCAGUGGAUUGACCUUUUCUGACUAUUCUGGAGUCUCCAUGCUUGUUGAGGUUUACACGGACUGUAAGAACAAGAGUGUGGAUGUAUCAUUAGUCCACUGCACAGCUUCCUUGAUAAAAGCAAUGAAAUACUGGGGAAACCUAGAUUCAGAGAAACCAAUUUUUUUUGAAUCAGUGUCUGCUGCAAUAAGUAACAUCCACUUAAAUAAGAAUUUGAGCAAACUCAGUGACCACAGUGAAAUCUGAGACUCUUUUGCUGCAGUACAGCUCUUCUCUUUAGCAACUGCCCCGAAGAGGCCAUACUCAAGUAUUUUCACAACAUUUUUUGUUAUGUAGAUCCUACAAAUGACCUCUACUAAAAUAAGUGUGAUGUGACUUAGUAACCACAUAACCACUGCUCAAGGUUUGCCAACAAUUUUAUCUAAUCUUUGUUAGUAAGCAAAUUCACUCUGUAGGUUAUUGUAUAGUUAUUUUAUAAAAAUCAGUAUGCAUUUAGUUUUAGUGUACUGAAAGGUAAACAUGAAUUUAUUUCCUUUUUUCAUACCAAAGUAUUUUGUGUUAAUUCAGUUUGUUGUAGUUCAUUUGUAAAAGUGAGAAAUACUUUGUCAUAUAAGAGAUUUAGAACAUUUGCAAGCCAUUUGUAAAAAUGCAGGAUCAUCUGUAACUAAUACAUAAAAACAACUUAGCAAGUGUGCCAUUUUCCCUAACCAAAAAAGCCAUUAAAUAUCAAUAAGCUUAAAUGUUACUUCAUGCUAUAUGAUUAUGAAAUUCACAGAAAGUAAGUCAAACAAAAACAAAUGACAAACUAGAAACCGUUCUUCUCCAUACCUUUCCAUGCAUGGAUGUCUUCAGGAAUGUUUUCAACAUAAGUAGUAUCCCAGUGAAACCAUGUCCUUGACAUUAGUCUGUUUUGCUGUGAAUAUUGGAAAUGCUUAGGAUCUUCAGACCUUAUAGCCCUAAUUUCCACAUUCCCACCCCAUAAAAGUUUCCAUUUUCAGCUUUAGUUUUUUUGGAAUCGGAGAAUGUGGAAGUUGCACAUUUUAUGUUUUUUUCACAAAUACGAUUUUUAGAAGAGAAAAUAUCACCAGUAGAAUAGCUUUGUACUAUUCAAAUAUAGGAUUGACUAUAGUAGUUUGGGACUUUCCUAUUUCAGAGAGAUAGUCAAUAUAAUAUAGUACAUUUAUCUAUCUAUAUCCGUAUAGAUAGGUAGAUCUCCUUAGAAUGUUUUUUUUUUUUUUUUUUUCUUUUGUUAGAAGGGAGCUUAGGUAAGUGAUUAUCUUUAAACCCACUAAACCAACAGUGUAUUGACAAAUAAAUACCACAGGCCAGGCUGACUUGUAUAAGUUAUUGUUUUCAUGUUUCUACAUAUAUUUUCAGUCACAUACAAUUAUAUAGUUUCAUAUUUUUAUCUAACAAUUUGAUUUACCUAUGAAGAAAUCUCACUUUCAAAGAUAGAUGUAGAUGCACGUUUUAGUCUUAAGCCAUUUUAACUGUUCUAGAAAUUACCAGUUAACAAAAAGCCAAGUACUUUAAAGUGAGUUUGAGAAGUAACUUGAAAACAAAAUUAAAAGACUGGUAAUUUAGGUGUUUUUGAGAACAUCUGUAAGAGUAAAUUUUAAUAUCUGCCGUGUGAUGUAAUGGUUCCUAGCAAAUGUGUAGUAAACAUUCACAUGGCCCUUAUUUUUACCAUUGAGUCCUAGGCAGACAAUGUAAUAAAAUGAAAGGGGAAUAAUAAACAUUUCAAAUUCUUGUAACUUAUUUAGCCAUGUCAAUUCUGAUUGACAUGAACUACAAAGGGUAGUAUUUUUCCCACAGGAAGCUUCAAUCCUUUCAUCACUAAUUUGGAUUGAAAUGAGUGAAGCCAAUUUUUCUUCCCAUCAAAUACUGUUCCAAGAAAAUGUGGAAGUAAUAAUUAGAAGUAAAAUUUCCUUAAAGAAAGGAAUUUCACUCUCCUUUUCUGAUUAAAUUAUUCCAGUGGUGGAUGGUGGCAACAUUCACCAUCUCUAAUCCAUUGGUCAUUGGCACAUAAACAUGAGUCAAGGGAAGUUAAGAAAGAAAUAUAUUUUGCUAUGUGUAAAUUGAUGUAUUUCUGUGCAAAUUUAGUCUAUUAUUAAAUGCAUGCACUGUAAGCAUUUUCUAAUUUGUUAGAGAUUAUGGACUGUAGAUGGCAUUAAAAUCAUUACAGGUAAUCAAUGGAUGGUUUCUUCUAUUUUAUUAACAAAGCUGACACAUAGUUGUAUGAGAAGAUGUAUUUGAAUGCAUUUCAGUGAUUAUAGUAGACAUCUAAUGGAUAAAACUUAAAAGCUAAUAACUUUGGUGUCAAAUGUUAUUAUAUUCAAAGUAAAGGAAGACCAAAACAUGUACCAUAAAUAACCCUUUGUUCUAAGGCUUAUCUUGCAUACUAAGGUCCCAGUGACUAGACCUGUAGGAACCCCUGGAUUGAGUUUUGAGAACUUAAUAACUGACUAUGAGUUUCAGACACACAAGAUUCUAAAACAUAAACGUUUAUUUCAAAGCAGACAUUAAUAACAGAAGAACUAUAAUAUGGUACUGAUGCUAGACUGUUUCUAAUCAUGAUGAAUUAGUUUUAUGAGAUUACCUUAUUUUUGUAUAUGAUAAAUUACUUUCAUAUUACUUAUUAUGGUAAAAUAAAAUUGGGAAAAAUUAAAACUGACCUAUAAAACCAGUUAAGGACCUAAUAGAGUGACAUAUAUAAAUUAACCAUAAAGUGUGUAACCAGGAAAAAGACAGUUAACAUUACAUUUAUGCAAAUUAAAUGCCCUUAAAUUUUACCAUUUGUCUUUCAUUUUAAAGGUUAUUUUCCCCUGAUUAUAUGAUUCAAGUGUUAUAAAGUCUAACUUGAAUUACUUUGCAGUAAUUUAUGUGACAGAUCUUUAUUGUAUAAAUAUGUAAUGUAAUGAGGAAAGAAAUCCCUCUUUUUUAAUGAAAACAUUAAUGUGUUAAUACCUUGUAUGGAUAAUGUUUGACAUUUAGUGGUUACCAAAAUAUAUUAGUAUGUUUUUGAACAUACGUAUGCCUAGAAAUGCAUGUUCUGCAUUCUGUGGGAUGAUCGUCUAAUUCAAUGUAAAAUAUGCUUUUUGGCAGUGAUUUUGUUGCCAGAUUUUCAAUAGGGAGUUAAGUGAGGCUUGUACAAUCUUAAGAUUUUUAGUUAAAAAUCGUAUCAUCUAAUAUGUCACACAUAUUUUUAUAUUUUUCAAUGCAUUUAAUUAUCUUUUAAAUAAUCCUUUGCACUGACUCAGCAUAUA